Molecule: messenger RNA, 4294 nt
Organism: Physeter macrocephalus (sperm whale)
Lineage: Eukaryota; Metazoa; Chordata; Mammalia; Artiodactyla; Physeteridae
Gene: HPN
Product: hepsin
Exons: 10
Coding region: 2531-3871 (446 amino acids)
Biological process (GO): proteolysis
Cellular component (GO): membrane
Molecular function (GO): serine-type endopeptidase activity; serine-type exopeptidase activity
Source: RefSeq, a predicted model, not a curated record
GUCACAAGGAUGCUGCUUCCUCUCACACAGUGAGGACGCUUUCCUGCCUCAGCAAAGAUACGCGGUGAGAAUGCCUCUCACGCCAGGGACCCAGAGUGAGGAUGCUUGCUGUCCCACCAGAGACACCUGUUUGGGGGUUGCCCGAAGUCCCCUGAACCGGAAGGCACGAAAGCAGGUUUUGCCUCUCACCUUAAGAGACACAGGGUGGCAAUGCUUCCUGCCCCAGCAGCUGGGCUGGGCUCUGAGUGGCCCAAAGCUCUGCAGGCACAUCUGAACACAAAGGAACCAGGACGAGCCUGACGGCUAGGGGAGCCAAGACCUCCCACUGGAACCAGGAAGAUGGAUGGGGGUGGAGGUGGGGACUUCUCUCUUCAGGGAGACAGGAAGGGGUCAGCCAGCCAGGGCUGGGCUGGCCUGGUCCACUGGGGCCUCUUUGGAGGGAGGAGCACCUUGGCGGGAGUGGCUGGGCUCUCAAAUUCUUAAGGCACUCAGACAGUAGCCAUCCCAGGAAGGUGCUGGACUGCUUCCUGCUCCAUUCCGGGUGCUGGCCUGGCCCUGUGCCCAUCAGCCGUACUGCCACGGCACAGAUGGCAAAGCUGGGAGGUCCUGCAGCCCUGGGGGGGCCUUGCAGAUGCCAAGGGCAGUCGGGUGCAUGCCAGGCCCAGCAAAAGCUUUCAGCUGCCUUUUCCCUUUGGUCCUCCCGAUCCCUAGCAAAAGGGUUGGCUUUUCGGCCCCAGGGCCCCUGUUGCACUGGGAAUAAAAACCCUCUUCUCUGGGGGCUGCCGGCCCUCCCCAGCUGGCCCCAGCUUUGGCCCUACUGCCUUCCCCAAGCUCAUGCCAUUCUGGCCACAUCAGUGGCCUCUCUUGCCCUCUAACCCACCAUAUGCUCAUUCUUGCCUCAGGGACUUUGCCUGUGUUGUCCCCCCUGCCCACUGUGCCCUUCCACGGGAGGUCUUUGCUUGGCUGGUCUCACCCCUCAGGUCUCCGCUCAAAAGUCACUGCUUGGGGAGGCCCUUCCUGAACACCCCACAGAACACUGCCACCCCCAGCCCACAUCAUUUUCUUCAUAGACUUUGCCACGAUCUGGAAAUUAUCAAGUUCAUUUACUUGUUUACUUGUUUUGGUUUUCCCCUCACUUUACACACAUGAGAAUGUGAGCUCCAUGAGAACCAGCAUCUCAUCUGUCUUGUUUUGGGAUGUGUCUCCAGAGCCUAGAAUGGUGCCAGGUACACAGUGGAUGCUCAAUAGGACAAUGAAUGAAGAAAGCCCCAUUUUACUGAUGAGAAAACUGAGGCCCAGAGAGGUGAAGGGAGUUGCCCAGGACCACACAGCUCUAAUGAUUUAAAGGCAUUUAUUGACCAAUAAAAAACAAAAAAUAAAUAAAUAAAUAAAAGCAUUUAUUGAGAACUUGCUAUAUGCCAGGCACUAUAGCACAGGGAGGGGUGGCAUGGCUUAGUGGUUAUACACUUGGACCCCAGUGCCAAAUCUGCCCAGGGUUCAGGACUCAGCACUGCCUCUUCCUGGCUCAGUCACCUUGGGCAGGUGACUCCACUUCUCUGAGCCUCAGUUUUCCCUGUCUGAAAAAUGGGAAUCAUAACUUAGAUAAGGACUGAAUAAGUUAAUGCGUUCAGAGCAGUGCUUGGCACAUAAAACAUGUGAUAAGAGUAUGGUUAUUAUUAUUAUUGUUUAAAAGAACUUUAAAACAUUAUACUUAGAGGUGUGUGCUAGGUGGAUGCCCAUUAAAUAGAUGAGGAAGCUGAGGCUCAAAGAGGUGACACCACCUGCCCAAGGUCCCACAUAGGAAUGGGUAAGGUCAAUAUAUAUAUAUAUUUUUGGCCGCGCCACAUGGCAUGCAGGAUCUUAGUUCCCAGACCAGGGAUCGAACCUGUGCCCACUGCAGUGGAAGUGCGGAGUCUUAACCACUGGACCGCCAGGGAAGUCCAAGGCCAAUAUUUUUAAGUGAGGCUGGCAAAUUUCCAAAUGUAGGUUCUCAACCUCCAGGGGCAAAUUUGACCUUGGAGCUGGGUCCUUUGGGAGAGGUCUGGUUUUGGGGGGUUCCCAGGGGCAGAGGGUCUGGUAUAGCAGAGAGAAGUGAGGCAGUGAGAAAAUGCCAAACAGCAGGGAAGAGAGUUGCCAAGAGGGCAAAGGUCAGGGGUCACAGCCCCCAAGAGCCUCCAAGAACCUCUUGGAAAGUUAGCAGAAGUGAGAAGACGUUCAAGAAGAGACGACACAACGUGAUGAAGGAAAUACAGAAGCGCAGCGUCAUUGGGGAGGAGAAAUCCCUUAAGUGCCAGGAAUAUAGGCAGGGAGGGUGGCAGCUGUCCCAGCCCCGGCUCUUCCCAGCUGGAACCCUUGGGGGGCUGGACACCUGGUUGUCCUCGCCGCAGGGGAGGGACAGCCCUGCCAACUGUUCACCCCAGGAAACUGGGUCCAGGGCAGGGCAGGCUCAGGCGUGCUAAGUUGGCCUGGGGGCAGGGCAGAGCUGCUCAGAUCCUGCCACAAUGAGGACAGACCUGGCAGUGGCCCCGGCAUGGUGUCUAUUGCAGGUGGCCGGACUGUGCCAUGCUGCUCUGGACCCAAGGUGGCAGCUCUCACUGUGGGGACCGUGCUGCUCCUGACAGGCAUCGGGGCAGCGUCCUGGGCCAUUGUGACCGUUCUACUCAGGAGUGAUCAGGAGCCGCUGUAUCCGGUGCAGGUCGGCCCGGCCGACGCUCGGCUCACGGUGUUUGACCAGACGGAGGGCACGUGGCGCCUGCUGUGCUCCUCGCGCUCCAACGCCAGGGUGGCGGGGCUCAGCUGCGAGGAGAUGGGCUUCCUCAGGGCGCUGGCCCACUCGGAGCUGGAUGUGCGGACGGCAGGCGCCAACGGCACGUCGGGCUUCUUCUGCGUGGACGAGGGGAGGCUGCCGCACGCCCGGAGGCUGCUCGAGGUCCUCUCCGUGUGCGACUGUCCCAGGGGUCGUUUCCUGGCUACCGUCUGCCAAGACUGUGGCCAUAGGAAGCUGCCCGUCGAUCGCAUCGUGGGCGGCCAGGACACCACCUUGGGCAGGUGGCCAUGGCAAGUCAGUCUUCGCUACGAUGGAGCACACCUCUGUGGGGGGUCCCUGCUCUCCAGAGACUGGGUGCUGACAGCCGCCCACUGCUUCCCUGAGCGGAACCGGGUCCUGUCCCGAUGGCGAGUGUUUGCCGGUGCCGUGGCCCAGACCUCGCCCCAUGGCGUGCAGCUGGGGGUGCAGGCAGUAAUCUACCACGGGGGCUAUCUCCCCUUUCGAGACCCCAACAGCGAGGAGAACAGCAAUGACAUUGCCCUGGUCCACCUCUCCAGCUCCCUGCCCCUCACAGAGUACAUCCAGCCCGUGUGCCUCCCGGCUGCCGGGCAGGCCCUAGUGGACGGCAAGAUCUGCACCGUGACUGGCUGGGGCAACACACAGUACUACGGCCAACAGGCGGGGGUACUCCAGGAGGCCCGAGUCCCCAUAAUCAGCAGUGAUGUCUGCAACGGCCCCGACUUCUACGGGAACCAGAUCAAACCCAAGAUGUUCUGUGCCGGCUAUCCUGAGGGUGGCAUUGAUGCCUGCCAGGGCGACAGCGGUGGCCCCUUCGUGUGUGAGGACAGCAUCUCUCGGACGCCACGUUGGCGGCUGUGUGGCAUCGUGAGCUGGGGCACCGGCUGUGCCCUGGCCCAGAAGCCAGGCGUCUACACCAAAGUCAGUGACUUCCGGGAGUGGAUCUUCCAGGCCAUAAAGGUGAAAUUUGGGCCCAGAUGGGAGCCAGAGGGUGGGAGGGUUUGGGACUCUGAGGGGGAAAGGGAGCCAGGGUUUUCCAGAAACCAACGCUCAGGCUUAGAAGAGGGGGCCCUAAGGAACGGAUAGCCUUCAGAGGGCUCCUGGGGAGGGGAGUUCAGCUGUGGGACUUUGGGGGAAGCCUCUCAGACCUUGGAAGCCCCUAGUUGUCUUUCCCCAGACUCACUCCGAAGCCAGCGGCAUGGUGACCCAGCUCUGACCUGUGGCUUCUCGCUGUGCACGCCUGCAGGGCCCAAGCUGAUCUAGGUGGCUCCAGCCCCACAUGAUGGGGUUCACCCUGGGAUGGAACAUUUUUCUUCUUGGGCCCAGCCCACAGGUCCAAGGAUACCCUCCCUCCAAGGUCCUCCACAGUGGCGGGCCCACUCAGCCCUGGGACCACCCGAGCCUCACCCUUCUGACCCCCAUGUAAAUAUUGUUCUGCCGUCUGGGGAGUCCCAUCUAGUGCUCCUGAUGACAGGAUGCUCUUUAAAUAAUAAAGAUGGUUUUGAUUAA